AUGGUUAGCACAAUUUUUGAUUAUCAACUUGAUAACAUUGAAGAACAUCUGUCACAAAAUUCCACUAUGUUUGAUGAUGCGAAAUCUGUGAACGCUACAUAUCAUUCUAUUAUUUCUGAUAAGAUAAAUGUCUGCCCAAUGUUAAAAGUCAUGCAUUUAAACAUAAGAAGUCUAAUAAACAAAAUCGAUGAACUACAUGACUUUCUAUUAAACUUUCCUUUUAAAUUUGAUGUCGUUGCAAUGGCGGAGACGUGGUUAAAUGACGAGAGUAGUAUUGAAAUUGAUGAGUACCAAUUUGUUGGAAGAAAUCGCUGCGGUAAGCGUCGAGGAGAUGUUGGUUUUUAUGUGGAGACUGGAUGUUUGUUCAAGAUUAGAAAAGAUCUAAAUGCUAUUGGUUGCAAAGAAUUAUGA
Molecule: messenger RNA, 411 nt
Organism: Helobdella robusta
Lineage: Eukaryota; Metazoa; Annelida; Clitellata; Rhynchobdellida; Glossiphoniidae
Exons: 1
Coding region: 1-411 (136 amino acids)
Source: RefSeq, a predicted model, not a curated record